Molecule: messenger RNA, 4175 nt
Organism: Puntigrus tetrazona (Sumatra barb)
Lineage: Eukaryota; Metazoa; Chordata; Actinopteri; Cypriniformes; Cyprinidae
Gene: hmgxb3
Product: HMG box domain containing 3
Exons: 22
Coding region: 141-3863 (1240 amino acids)
Source: RefSeq, a predicted model, not a curated record
GAAACACAGGCUAAAACACCGACUCAACUCCCGUGCCUCACACACGCGUGAUCCGGAUCCCCGAUGCCUGGGCUUUAGCGCCGGUGUGAGAAAAACCGGCCUGGGUUUGGACCGACCCUGCGCUCGAUCAGGUCUCAGAGAUGGAGGCCAUCUAUGGGGAGAUGGAGGUGGAGAGCUGCUACACGCUUCUGGAACUUCCUUCACCCAAGAAGAAACGCAGGAGCAAAGGCAGCGUGGAGAACUCGGACAAACCCAAGAAGCCCAGAUCGGCGUAUCUGCUGUAUUACUUUGACGUGCAUCAGAGCGUCCAGCAGGAGCAUCCGGACCUGCCGCAGUCUGAGAUCAACAAGUGCAUCAGCGACAGCUGGAAGAGGCUGAACGUGGCAGAUCGAGGUUAUUAUCUGGAGAGAGCGCGCAUGGAGAAAGACGGCAUCGACCCGGUACGCCUGAGCAGCCAAUCAGCAUCCGCCUCCUCUCAGGACAUCCCAGGUUUCCGCAAGAUCCUCCCAAGGGCCAAUUACGUGCUGCUGCCCAAGAGCUCAGCGGGAGGCGAGCGGCUCGAGGGCGAGAGUGAGGUGGACGCUCUGGCGGACGGGGCUGUGGAUAGAGCCCCUCGGGCCCCGGCGCAGGACACCCUGGUGUCCCCCAUGACUCUGGGCAGUGAGGUGGAGCUGACGGAGCAGUGCAUCGCCAUCGAGGCGCUCAGCGAGGACACACCGUCCCAAAGCACCGCUGAAAGACUGUCAGCUCUCAGCCAGGACCCUCACAGAGCCGCCCCUCUGCUCGUCAAGAGGGAGGAGCCUCGAGUGUCGUAUGGUGAUGUCGGCAUGGCGAUGGAGAAUGGAAUGGAGGGCGGGGCUCUGAUCAAAGCAGACGCCACACAUCUAGUUGCCAUAAUACCCAGUCAGGGUCUUGUGGAGAAUAAAGUAAUUAACACAGCCAGUCCGAUAAUGAUGUUUCCAUUAGUGAGCACUGUCAAAACAGAACCCAAACCCUCCUUUAAACUGCCCAUCAAAUACACCCGGCGGGGACGGGGCAACUGCACCACACCCGGGUGUGUGUUCUCAUACGUCACCCGUCACAAACCGCCCCAGUGCCCCGACUGCGGACAGCACCUCGGAGGGAAGUGGGUGGCACCUAGUAAGAGAAGCUCGGUCAAAACUUCUGAGCCGUCUUCAGGAAAACAGAACGACGACUCGAAACAAACUCAUCCGGCGGACGCUGAGACGUCAGAGCAGACAGAAGAGCAGACGACAGCUUCCUUUAUCACUCAGAAAGCCUCUUCAGAUAAAGCUCAGGACGGAGUGACUGCCGCUGCUUGCAGGGCGGCCCGUAAAAAGAGAGAGCGGCUGAAUGCAGCGUCAGCCCAACACACAUCUGACGGAGCUGCUGUCAAAACAUCAGAUGCAGCUCAGAGCGCCGAAGGCACAGCUGUGCUAUCAUUGGGAGGUGGUCAAAUUCAGAUUGUCACGAGAGAAAAAGCUAGCAGCGCUUUACAGAAACGCCGGAUACGAGCCAUUCUCCCAGCUCCUGCACAGACUAGUGCGUCCGCUCCGUCUGCGGUGGUGCAGUGGAUCACGGUUCCUCCUGAUAAAGUCAAACCAGACGCUGCUGCUGUCAUCAAAGCUGAGAAACCCUCAGCCAGUGAUCACAUGACAGGACUGAAGCCCAGCACCCUCAAACAGCUGGGUCACAUGAUCACACCCAGUGCCUUACAACAGAAGUCCAUCACGGUCAGCAGUAACCAGUACAUCAUCACCGACAACGGCGUCAAGAUCCUCUCCAUGCUGCCCUUCAAGAAGACGGCUGGAUCUUCCCUAGCUCUGGGUUUGUCCACAGCGAGAGGUCGCGGUCGGUGUAAGAAUCCGGCGUGUGAUUACGUCUACAAGAACAGACACAAACCUCAGCGCUGUCCGACCUGCGGCUGUGAACUCACCAACAAACCCUCCAAGAAGAGCAAGCUCACCCUGUCCUCGGAGGACGCGUGCUCUUCUGCGCUCCUGUUAGACGUCUCUCAGCCUCUGAGCGGCGCUCAGAAAGAGCAGCAGCGUCACUCCACCGUGGGUCUGCUGCGCUCCUGCCUGCAGUUCCCCGAGAGCGAGAGCGAGCUGCAGGACGUCUUCAGCCUCAUCCAGCAGCUCAACGCUCAGCAGAAGCACAGCGAGGAGAGCGGCGGCUGGCCCAGCUUCUACGAGCCGGCGGCCACUCACUGCAGCCUGUGUCAGUCCCCGCUGCUCCGAGGAGACCAGAGUUCGCUUGCUGGUUUGGAGGAAUGCUGGUUGUUGACGGAGUGCUUGAUUCGUCCCGUCACCCUGCAGCUGAAAGUCUGUAGCGGUCUUCAGUGUCUGGCCAUACACAGUUUCACAGACCUGCACCCGGGUCUGUUUAACGUGGGUAAUAAGCUGCUGGUGACGCUGGAUUUGUUCUUUAAGAUGAGGCAUCAGAUCAGGCUGGGCGAGGAGCCCUCUCACGCCGCUCUCGCUGUGAUCAAACACUCACUCACGCUCACAGACGGCGCGCUGAGCUCCGAUCAGCUGUCACGUGUUCAGGAUCUGUUCUGCAGCGGUUACUGGGCCUUUGAGUGUCUGACGGUCCGAGACUAUAACGAUAUGAUCUGUGGCGUGUGCGGCAUCGCUCCCAAACUGGAGAUCGCUCAGCGCAACCCCAACAGCGUGUUACUGCUCAAAAACGUGGAGUUCACGUGGCCUGAUUUCCAGGCGACAGAUGAGGUUCAUGUGGAUGAGUUUUGGCUGACGAUGGAGAACGAGGCGCUGGAGCAGGCGGCGUUUCCCUCCAGCUUCCCCAUCACCCGCUUCGACGCCUCCAUCAUCGCCCCGUUCAUCCCUCCUCUCAUGAGAAACACCUCCGUCAUCAACACGGAGAAAGACAAAACCCCGUCUGACACGCAGCUCAGAGGGGACCCAUCUGUCCUGGUGCGUCUGAUCCACGAGGGUCGUCUGAUCCCUGAUCAGCUGGAUCUACACACUGAAGAGGAGCUCAGAGACAUGCUGGAGAAGUGUGGGAUUCCUGGAGCUGCACACAGUGAUAAGGACGAGCUGCUGGCGUCUGUGUCCCUGCUGUAUUCACACACACAGAGCGGCCUGUGGACGGCGCGGCGGCCCGGCGCGCACCAGACCGCCGGACGGAUCAGCAAAGUGUGUCCUCAUCAGGUCGUCUGCGGCUCCAAGUACAUCGUGCGCAGAGAGAGCGCCCGAGAUCACCUGGACCUGCUGCUCUCAUCCCGCUUCUGGCCGCCCGUGUACGUGGCAGAUUGUGCCCAGAAGGUGGCGCUCUGCGCCGACGUGUUGUAUCCUGACCUGGCCUCUCAGAUGUGGGGCAAGAAUCAGGGAUGUUUCUCCGACCCUACAACACCACCUCAGUACGUCUCGUGCUCGGAGCUCCAGGACCAGCCGUACAGUUUAGAUCUGACAUCGACCGAGUCCAACCCUCACCUGCACCCUCUCACCAAAUCCACCUCUCGCUGGACGGUGCGACCCGACGGAGCGGACGCCCCCCACGACGCCCACCACGCCAUCAGCCUCUGCAAAGAGCUGGAGCCGUACGCCGGCGCCGCGGCGGAGAUCUGCGAACGUGACGGCAGCCCGGCUCUCGUGUUCGAGAACGCCGCGUAUUACUACCUCUACAACCGCCUGCUGGACUUCCUGAGCAGCAGGGACAUCGUGAACCAGCAGAUCGCCGAGGUGCUGAGCGUCUGUCAGCCGGGCGAGGUGGUGAUGAUCAGAGACGCCCUCUACAGGCUGGGGGUCGCCCAGAUCAACUCGGAGCCGGCGGAGGACGCCGCGGACGGAGGGCCGGACAAACACUCGGACGGAGUCGUGUUCGAGGAGGUCAUGCUCUUCUGACUCAGGGAUCCGCUAGAUGAUGUGGAGACAAGAUCCUGAAAGCACUUCAGAUGAUGGAAAUACUUCAUGGAAAAAUAAACCGUUGUCAUUUAUUGACCCAAAUGAUUUUAAACAUUUUUAUGCAGCGUUUUUCAGUGUCUGUUGUAUGAUUUCAGAAGACCUUAAAUAUGGCACACAUUCACUGGUGUGAAAAAAAAGUAUUUAAAACGCUUUGUGUGACUCUGGCAUUAUAUCUUAUUCUGACGUGUUUAUGAUUGUGAAUAAGAAGCAUUUUAUCGGUCACAGAAAAGUAAAAACGAACUGGAAAACUGA